AUGUCCCGCCUCCUCUGCUCGAUCAAAGUCAGGAUUUUUCAAACUCCAGGCGUCACAGCGACCACCAGCGUCACACUGGCGUCGUCAAGCGGCGUUCGAGAUAAACUGCGGCAGAAAAGACGCGCUUUACAAGAGACACUGGCAAAGAGCAAAGACGAGGACGACGAGCAGGCUCUGGUUACGUCGACCAAGUCGAGUGAAGAGAAACGACGACCCGCGAUUAAGGAGCAGGAGGAUGAAGAUCCAGGAGAGACACUGAAACGAAGAAUCCAGGCUCAGAGAGAGAAGAGGAAGAUAAGGCUGCUUGAGCGGUCUUCAGUCCAGGAGUCUCAGGAUGAUGUGGAGGUGAUUUCCACCAGGCAGCUCCACAGUGACGCUGAGGAGCGAUCAGCUGACAGAAGAUCAGCUGAGAGGGGAUCAGCUGACAGAAGAUCAGCUGAGAGGGGAUCAGCCGACAGAAGAUCAGCUGAGAGGGGAUCAUCUGAGUGCAGAUCAGCUGACAGCAGAUCAGCUGAGAAGGGAUCGUUUGAGAGCAGAUCAGCUGUGAGGGGAUCGUCUGAGAGCAGAUCAGCUGACAGCAGAUCAGCUGUGAGGGGAUCGUCUGAGAGCAGAUCAGCUGAGAGGGGAUCGUCUUGGAAGGCAGAACCAACGGUUGUUUCAAGACCUCCACUAGCUGCUCUCAGAGGUCUCACCUCAGGACUUCAGUCCACGACUGGCUCUCAGCAUUUCGACAGCAACGUGACGCAGCAGCUGAAAGAGCGGUUGAGAGCAGCCAGAUCUAAAGCCGGGAGCUUUCAGCAGGAGGAAUCGUCCUCCUCUGUGGAGACAUCCAGUCGUUUACAGAGCCUCAGAGACCGAGAGGUGAGCAGCUCCUUCACUCCAGACAGAAGUCCUCAUGCCUCCCUCCACCUCAGCUCCAGGGUCAAGUUCAGAGAGUCAGAAAGACAAACAGAGAGAGGCCUCCCCACCGCUGAGGAGGCGUACAAUUUCUUUACCUUCAGCUUUGAGCCAGAUCCACAAGACACGGCGACCGAGAGCACCGGACGUAAAAGAAGAGCAGAGGAGGGAGGAAGUGAAGAUGAAGAAGAUGGCGACGCAGACGAGGAUAAUCAAAAGGAAGACAAGUCUCAGACUGAAGAAGCUCCUCUGGUAGGAGACGGAGAGGAGGAUUUGUUGGCCAUCGAACAGUCGUCUCACGACUUCCUGGAAGUGAGGAAAGCAGAGUACGUCGGGUAUGGAAAACUCCUCCAGCGAGAGAGAGAGCGCGGGCUGCUCUUCACGCCCAGUUACAGAGCAGUGCCCACGUCCGUCAAACUGCCUGAAAACAUGAAGCCGCGUUUCCUGGAGGACGAGGGUUUCUACGUGGGGGAGAGGCCUCCUGUGUCUAAGACCAACCAGAACAUUCUGGAGAACCGUGUCCUGAAGAUGGACGAGGGAAAGAAGUGGUUUGGAGACGACGGCAGGAUCGUGGCUCUGCCCGACCCCAUAAAGGAAUCAUCCACCAGACCACCUCUGUUCCACAUGGGGGACGACCUGGACCCUGCUCUGCACACUGUGUUCAGGAAGGCGGUGAAGUCCAAACAUGCACACAUGACCAUGAGCGGUGCUGCAGAUCCAGAAGGAGACUACCGUCUGGACGUGGAUGUCUCCGGUCUGAUCUUCUCUCAUCACCCUCUCUUCAGCCGUGAACACGUGCUGGCGUCUCGUCUGGUUCAGCUCUACGAUCAGUAUCUGAGCAGACAACACAACAACCUGACAGGACACCUCACAGACAAGUUGAAUGGACUGAGGCGAGCGCUGAGGAACAUGCUGGAGAUCCACGGAGGACGCAGCCUCUCUCAGGUCAUGCAGCACAGAAUAUCCGACUACAGUCUGGAGGUUCGGAAUACACGGCAGCUGCGAGACAGCGAGCAGGAGAAAGAUCGGACUCUGCUGAAGAACCUGGUGAAAGUGUGGAAGGAGACAAAAGCCCUGAGAGAGUUCCAGAAGUUCACCAACACUCCGUACAAGCUCAGCCUCAGAAAAGCGAGUGUGGACCGCGCGUCAGACGAGCGCGAGCACGAAGAGGAAAUCUUGGCAGAAGUCAUGGAGCUGGAGGCCGAGAGCGAAGAGGAAUACCAGAGAAAGUUGGCCGAGUACAAGAUGCAGCUGUCCGAGUGGAAGCUGUCCAGAAAGAAACAGAAGACGAGGAAGAAGAAGAAAAAGAAGAAAAAGGGACAGUUACAGGAAGACACAGAAGAAGAUGAUGAAGAUGAGGAGGGCAGUGGUCCAGAAGAGCCCGCUGUAGAAGAAGAAGAUCUCCCGAAGCCAGAACCUCCCGAGAAGCCGGACUUUGACUCCGUCGAGCAGCGAGUUAGAGAGAAAGCGUCCAGGAUUCGCAGGAAACCAGGAGAGCCCGUCCUGAUCCCUGAUCUGUCUGCGUCUGGAAACAUCACCGCCAGCGAACUCUGCCCCAGGGCUGAAGUAGCACGCAGGGAGGAGGUGACGCGUCGCUCUCUCUUUGUCAAAGUCGUGUACAACGACAAAGAAGUCUCCCGCACUGACAGACGCUCCCUGAACAGUGAUUUUAGAGUCCACUUUGGUCAGAUCUUCACUCUCAAGAUCUUAAACUGUCCUCAGAGCAUCAACCUACAGGUAUUUGAGGACACCGGGUCAUCAUGUCCACUCCUGGCUCAGGUGUUCGUCCCUGUGCCGGAGCCGUCUGUGUUGACGGGCCGAGUUCCUGUUGAGGAAUUUGAGUUCAGCAGCAACCAGAGGGUGAUGUUUGACCACGAGGGAGUUGGGAGUGACGUCCCCCUCUCCUUUGAUGCCGACGGCAGUAACAAAGUCACCUUGUUGACCUCUGGGAAACUGUCGUGCUGUGUUUCUUGGGGAGUCGGCGAGGACGACGUUCCACUGGCUCCUCCCCUGUCUCAAAAUCAGGGCGGCGUACACAGUGGACUGGGACGCGUGGACGCCGUCUCGUACAUCGGUGCUUCUGGACUGUACGACAUGAAGAAAAUCGCAGACUGGGCGACGCAGUCACGUCUGGACCCCAACGAUCCCAAAAACGCCUCCAUCAUGCAGCUGCUUAAAGUGGCCAGCAGUGGAGAGGUGACCGUUCCAGAUUACUUCCGUCUGGAGCAGCUCCAGGAGGAGUUUAACUUUGUGAGCGAUGAAGAGUUGGAGAGCUCCAGACGAUUCCGUCUGCUCAGACUUCGGAAACAAGAGGUCGCAGAGUUUCGUAAUUUCAGAUGUGUUCCUGCUCAGGAGAGAGAGGUCACUGACAAAGUCUUCCAGGAUUAUGAGCAGAGGCUGAAGGAAGGAGAGAUUAUCGACACCAAACAUCAUCUGGACUCACACCGAGCUUUGGUGGCCAAAUAUCUGCAGAAGAUCAGGGAAUCGGUCAUCAACAGAUUUCUUCUUGCCAGACAUCACUACCUGCUGUCUGACUUAGUGAUUGAAGAGGAGAUACCAAGCAUCGGUGGUGCAGGUUCUGGGAUUCUGGGACUCAACCUUUUCAAACUGGCCGAACCCAAACGUCCACUGAAACCUCAGAGGAAAGAGAGAAAGAAGGUGACGGCUCAGAAUCUGUCGGACGGAGACAUCAAGCUGCUGGUCAACGUCAUCCGUGCUUACGACAUCCCGGUCCGCAGACCACAGAGCAAUAAACCUGGAGCGUGUCCUCAGGGCGUCGUCCAGGGCAGUGAUUGGCUCGUCAGUCAGGUUCUGGUGAGGCCGUUUGUGGAAGUUUCCUUCCAGCGCUCGGUUCUUCAAACGACCACAGCAGACGGACCUAACCCCUGCUGGAACGAGGAGCUGCUGCUGCCCUUCAGCGCCCCCAAUGGUGACUACAGCGUUGCCAGUUUGCAGUCGGUCAGAGACGAAGUGUUCAUCAACAUAUUUGACGAGGUGGUUUAUGAAACUGGAGUGAACGACAAAGACGGCGGGACAUCGAUUCACAGCCGAGCAGAGAAGCACUGGUUAGGUUCUGUGAAGAUUCCCUUCAGCACCAUCUAUUCUCAGUCCAGGAUUGAUGGGACGUUUAAGGUGAACACGCCGGCCGUGCUGCUAGGCUACAGUAAAGAGCGCAGCCACAGCACCAACAGUGGUUAUGACAUCCUAAGGAGCCUGAGUGAAGGAGCCUUCAUCACACUCUUCAUCACCAUCGAACCUCACCUGGUGCCGGGAGAGUCCAUCAGGGAGAAGAUCAGGGAAGUGAAGUUUGACAGUCAGGAGGACGAGCGUCUGCUCCACGCCUCAGACACCUUUGAGAGGGAGGCGGCUCAGUCGUAUCCGGACCGCCCGUGCGUCACCACCGUCAUCGACCUCAGCGGCAAAACGGUCUUCAUCACGCGCUACAUACGAGCGCUCAACCCCCCGCAGGAGCUGCUGGACGCCUUUCCUGACAACCACCAGGCGGCGACGACUCUGGUCGCUCGCUUCGUCUCCCUCAUCCCGUCUCUGCCGGACAGAGUGACCUUCUCCUUCACCUGUGACCUUUGGAGCACCUGUGACCAAUUCCUCACGCUCCUCGCAGGAGAUGAAGAGGAACACGCUGUUCUGUUGUGCAACUACUUCCUGUUUAUGGGCAAAAAAGCCUGGCUCAUUAUUGGUACAGCGAUACCAGAGGGAGCGACAGCGUACGUCCUGACCUUUGAGCAGAGUCGUUACCUGAUCUGGAAUCCCAGCAGUGGUCAGUUCUACGGUCAGUACGACACCUUCUGCCCCCUGCAGGCCGUCGGCUGCCUGGUCAACGCAGACAAUGUUUGGUUUAACAUUCAAGAACACGCUUCACCAAUGACCGUGAAUUUUGACGUCACAAAAGCUAAUUUAUGGAAGCCAUUUUUCUCACGAGCUUUCUCUCACCCCGGACUGAGCAGUGUUCAGCCGGAGGAGCUGGUGUAUCGACGGACAGACAGAGCAGCAGCUGCUGAACUUCAGGACAGAAUAGAGAAGAUCCUGAAGGAGAAGAUGAUGGAAUGGCGCCCCCGUCAGCCCACACGCUGGAACCGUCACUGCACCACCACCCUCAAACACUUUCUGCCAAAACUGGAGCAGAGCGGGGGGCGGGACAUCGCCGAGGGACACCGCCACGAGCUGCAAAGCAUGCUGGGAGACAACAGGAUUUCAGGAUUCCCGCUGCACCUCCCGUUCUCAGAGAUCCGGCCCAUCAUCGAGGCCGUGCACAGCACCGGUGUUCACAACAUCCAGUCGUCUAACGUGGAGUUUGCGCUGGCCGUGUACGUUCACCCGUACCCCAACAACGUGCUGUCAGUGUGGAUUUACCUGGCAUCGCUCGUCCGCACCUGACCUCCAAUCCUGUUGGAGUACGUCUGCUCAGACCUGCACGCACACUGUAAUGUAAUUAAACAGCUUUUAAUAUUUUUAACCGUGACUUUAUUCAUGUAAAAUCCAUCACCUCCAUUAAAUGUCACAUUUUCAGAAACACUAAA
Solea senegalensis (Senegalese sole) is the source of this 5435-nucleotide messenger RNA. It is a transcript of the gene cc2d2a, whose product is annotated as coiled-coil and C2 domain containing 2A. The transcript has 40 exons. Gene Ontology annotation, cellular component: ciliary transition zone. The coding region runs from base 1 to 5292 and encodes 1763 amino acids. The record is from RefSeq and is a predicted model, not a curated record. NCBI's taxonomy places the organism in Eukaryota, Metazoa, Chordata, Actinopteri, Pleuronectiformes, Soleidae. Gene Ontology annotation, biological process: non-motile cilium assembly; protein localization to ciliary transition zone.